Rhipicephalus microplus (southern cattle tick) is the source of this 1013-nucleotide messenger RNA. RefSeq lists its product as uncharacterized. Lineage: Eukaryota; Metazoa; Arthropoda; Arachnida; Ixodida; Ixodidae. The record is from RefSeq and is a predicted model, not a curated record.
UUUCCAUGCUGCCUGUGUGGAUUCUGGCCUCUACCGGUGCACUUGGCUCGUUGGCGGAGUUCCUGUUUCGUGACCGAUACUUGACGCUACUCUCUUCGGUGCUGCCAACCGUGGCCACCUACAACCUGCUCACGAUACUGGGCAUCGAAAACGACUUAGAAGGUGGUGCCUCGUGGGGCAAGACACUCAGGCACGUCUUCGGUGUGUUCCCCGUCAACGUGGUUGAAAUCUGGUGCGUCAACCUCGCUACGGCGGCCAUACUCAUCCUGCUCGGGGCGUACACGUCUAACGUCCUUCCAUGGAACAAAGUGAUUCCGCUGCACCCACUUUUUCUCUUCAAAGCUCUGCUACUUAUCGCUCCACGGACGGCCGGCGCGCACGAGGAAACAACAUGCUCCGCAACCGAUACCAGCUCCAACACUGAAAACUACGAAUACGAACGAUCACAGAUCCUGGACUUCACCGUACCACCACAUUCAACUUCGGCGCCACUAUCGACAGCUAUAGGAAGAUCAUCCUACCGGCUACCUGUCAGUGGGCGCGUCAGCUGGCGCCCGGCGGACGCUAUGAACCCGAUCCUGUUUUUCAUGCAGGUGGUUCUCAUCGACGAACCGACCUCAGGCCUGGACCGGUCCAACACCCGGCUCGUGUGGGAUAUGCCACUGCGCGUGCGCCCUACGAGCGCACUUCUCAUCUCUACACACGACAUGACCGAGGCGGACGUUCUUGCCGAUCGCGUCAUCGGCCUCACCAAGGGAACUGUAGUCUGCAACGCCUCGCCCACCUACCUGAAGAGCCUUCUUGGCGUUGGCUACAAGGUGAGACUCAAGAAGAGCGCCAAGGUGCCCUUUCAGGAGCAGCAUGCCCUGUCUAUACUGCGGAGUUAUAAUACGCGCCAUCGGCUGAAGUCCUGGACGACCACCCGAGUCAAGCCAUCGUCGAGUUGCAUACGGUUGUCUCCAAAGACUUCGACCUCAUGUUUCAUGAACUGGAAAGGGCCAGCUUUCAUCUAG